AAUACAUUCAGGCAUAAUAACCCUUUGUCAUAAGAGAAAGAAACGCGUUUUGCGACGGAGAUAAAUAAUUGAAAAAAAUGCGGCUGUCCGACUGCGCAUCCCUGGGAGUGAAUAGGGAAAUGCUGCGCCAGUGUCCCGGCUGAGAGACGGAGCCGAUCUUACCCAACAUAAGCUCCUGAGCUUCUUUUACCCCCCCUUGUCAUUACACAAUAGGCCAUCGCUACCAAAAAUCAUCGUUUCCAACAUGUGUGCAGGGAGACAAAAUAAAACUUGUGUGUUGGCCAAUGCGCCCCUGCGUCGGUCCCAUCCUGCAGAAGCAUGUCCCGUCGGAAACAGAAACGACCCCAGCAGCUUAUGAGCCUAACCCUCGGUGCCUGUCGGAUACUUGAGCAUGAUGACCACUUGGCAGUGAAGUCGCAGUCCAUUCCGUUUAUCCCGGAUUCUCCCUUGUGUUCUCCAUCUUCUUCUCCUCAAACCUCUCAGCUGCUCCUUACUCUCCGUUCAUCUUUCAAAGGGUCUCAGACCCCCUCUCUACCCACUGAGGGUCCAUCGUUAACUCGUUCCCCCAGCCAGGCCUCCUACCAGCCCCUCAAAGACCCAAAGCCUUCUCUCUCACCUGACUUCCCUUACUCUUCUCUCUCUUCCCAAACUCAACAUCCGCCUGUGCUUCAACUGUCUGGUUGCAGUCCUACGUCUUCUGCAAGUGCCUUCAUCCACCCUUCCCGAAGUGCACACAUGGCCUCUCCCAAGCUGGGGCUGUCAGCCACCACCACCACCUCUUCUUCCUCUUCAUCGUCCUCUGCGUCUCUAUGUCCUCCACCACACCCUGGAAGCCCCAGCCGUGUGCCUGAUGGCCCCCCAAGUCCUGUUACUCCCAGUCCCAGCCCAGGAGUGACAUCUGCCUCAGCUGCACCCUCUAGGGCCCAGCUGAGCAUUGCCCUGAUCCUGGAGGAGCUGCGGGUGCUGCAGCAACGGCAGAUCCAUCAAAUGCAGAUAACAGAAGAGAUUUGUAGACAGGUGCUACGCCUCGGUGGAGCCUCCUAUGCCAUAGACACGCCCUCCCAGCAUCUCCUACCUCCCUUGCCACAGCUCUGCUUGGAAGGCAGCAAAAGGGCAGCCAGCCCAACUACCCAGCCAACUCCACCUCAGCCUUCCACGUCUGUAUCUCCUCUACUGGCAUGUUUCUCCUCCCUGCUCCCCUCUCAGGCAGCCAACAAACCCACAAAGCCAAACAGUUCCUUAUCUCAAAUCUUACAGCCCCACAAGCCCCAGAUGGAAGGGGCUUUGGGCACUUCAGGGGCUCAUAGUUAUUUGGGGAUGAGCUCCCAAUCCUCAGCUCCCUCCACCACUUCCUCUGCUGCCAUAUCCAUGGCCUCCUCCACCUAUCCGAUAGCCCUCUCUUUAGCUCUGCCUAACCGCUAUCUUCAUGAGAAAUCUCCAAAUACCACUUCAGUGAGUGGGCACAGUGGCCUGUCUUUCCUAAAUUCAUCCCUCCCCACAUCAGUAUCUAUUGUCCCAAACUCCCAGAAUGCUCUGCAGUCUGCCGCUGGAGGAGGAGACUCUUCCCCUUUACCCAGCUCCACCACUACUGGCCGCCUCCAGCAUGCCUGCCGCUUUUGUGGAAAAAUGUUCAGCAGUGACUCUUCCCUGCAGAUACAUUUACGCUCACACACAGGGGAACGACCCUACCAGUGUCCAGUGUGUCUCAGCCGCUUCACCACACGAGGCAACCUCAAGGUGCACUUCCUACGCCACCGUGAGCAAAACCCAGAGCUCUCCCUUUCACUCCUGCCACCUUCAUUGUUUGGGGUAGCAUUAGGGGCCACUGGGGGAUCAGAUAUGGGACAGACCAUGAGCAGUGGUAGCAGUAGUAGUGGUAUGAAUAUGAUUCAGAAGAAGCGAAAAAGCAGGCCUGAUGAUGAAAUAUGUGGAGAUAAUUUGGAGGUCAGUGGCACCAGUACUAGCUUUUCUCUCGGGGCCUCUGGAGGGUCUACCCCUUCCACCCUACCCCUGCCCCCGACUGUGGAUCUGGCAUUGAUUUCCCAUUCUCUCCUGCAGCUGAAUAGGGCUGCAGCUGUAGCCGCUGCAGCCUCUAUCGCCUCUGGCUCAUCCCACUCAUCCUCCUCCUCGUCAGCCUCCACCUCUUCUCUGGCUACCUCCCUCCUCUCGAACCCUUCUUUGUCUUCGUCUUCCACCAUCACAGGGUUAUUCAAGGGUGCCAAGCAGCAGCACUUUGAUGAAAACACUCCCCCUCAUGCCCCAAUGCUUUCUCCUGCAGCUUACUCCCAGCUAGCCCAUCUACCUAAGCUCCUUUUCCCAUCCGUCUCCACUUCUUCCUCUGCCCCUGCUGCACACUCAUCCCUCUACAACCAUCCAGCUUUGGGCUUGCUACGCACCCCGGUACCUUCUACUCCAGGCUCCCUCCAACUUGCUUCUUCCAGCCAUUCUCAGCUCUCUUUCCCAUUCUCUUCCUUUCCCAAAGUCCCAGGUCCAGCCACCACCACCCCAUCCUCCUUGCCUUCUUCCAUGGCUUCCUCUACUCCUACAUCUGAAACCUCCAAGCUGCAGAGGCUGGUGGAGAAGCUAGAGAAGGCUCCUCCCCGCUCCUCUUCUCCAUGGACUUCUCCCUCUACGUCCACCUCCAUACUGGAGAUGUUAUCUAGCAGUUCCACUACCUCUUCAGCAUGCUCAGCCAACAGUCGUUUCACAAAUGCCAACACUUCUACCACAUAUGUCAUGGCAUCCCCACCAUCAUCUACCCUUGUCACCUCUUCUGUUUCAAACUUCACCCACGAGAUGGUUGCUGCCCUAGGCAUGAGCACCAAUGAAGCAAGUGCCAUGGCCGGAGGCAUGCUACCAUCACUGAACUUCACAGUUCCAGCUGGUAACCUGACAACCAAUCAGUGUGGGGUGUGUCUACGGGUGCUGAGCUGUCCCAGAGCACUGCGUUUGCACCAGGCUACACACCUUGGAGAACGCCCUUUUCCAUGUAAGAUAUGUGGACGAUCCUUCUCUACCAAAGGCAGCCUGCGGUCACAUUUGGCCACCCAUCAUGCCCGACCACCAAAUGCACGUGUCCAAAACUCUUGCCCACUGUGCCAGCGUAAGUUCACUAAUGCCCUAGUGCUCCAGCACCACAUCCGCAUGCACCUUGGGGGACAGUUGCCCCCAGAUGGCACAGAGGAUUCUGCACAUAAGAUGCCAGCUGAAUCUAAUGCCAAACCUCUGUCACAAUCUCAGUCCCAGUCCACUGACCCAAAUAUUGCCUCAAGUAAAACACCUCCUCUAGCUGGCCACUCUAAGAGCCCAGCCCCAAGCUCACAAUUUCAAACGCCAGCAGAUGGCUCAGUCCCUGUCUCUGGCAGUAUGAAAUCAGUUGAUUUCACCAAACAUCCCAACAAGUCUGCAUCCUGCAGCCCAGACCUCAUCCCCCCUUCCGACCUUAGCCCUGACCCCUUCAUUAAUCCCACCACACAAACUCCACCACCAGGCAGUGCAGACCCCCCUGUCCUUUGCGUCAGUGCCCCCUUGCCAGCUUCCCAGCUGACAGAUAAAGCUUCCCCAGUUGGCAAGGAAAACCAAGUUGAACAAGUCACUGGUGAUGUUCAUCUUCCUAAAUCCACCCCCUCACCAAUUUCCCCCAUUGUUACCAAAACCACAGUGUCCCCUAAAGCUAUGGUAGUGGACUGUGGAGAGGAUGAAGCAUCUACCUCCUCUGAUGCCUUCCUUGGCUCCAGCCCAAACCUGCAGGAUUUACAAAGCACACCUGCCCUUGGUGCCCCCUUUGCUUACACCUGUCCCGAUAACUCCUCUGACGCCACCCUGAGUCAAGAUUUUCCUAAUGUUAAUGCAACAAUAACCUUGGAAUCAGACUCAGUCUCCCCAAGGCCCCAAUCACCAGAACCCAUGGAAGAAGACAAAGAUCAAUCUCCUCCAACAGCAACACCAAAGCAAGACCCAGAAAGUGUGGCUGACGAGGACCCCAAAAUGAUGUCCAAUUUGGAGAGUGCAGACACUAUUGGUGCUGAAGUAAGGGGUGCAUCACAGAGAGCUGCCGCUUUUGUAAGGGAGACACGCCAGAGUUUUCAUUUUGGUUCGUAUCGGAGAGAAGAGCGGGUGGAAGGCGUUAAGGUUAGUGGAUUAGCUCCAAGUGAAGCACUGGAUGCUUCUGCCCCCAUUAGCCUUGCCCCAACCCUGCCAUCUCCGAUGUCUCGUCCUGAAAAGAAGACCUAUUGCUGUGCUGAGUGUGGAAAAGAGUAUGCCAGUCGCAGCGGGUUGAAGGGACACAUGAAGCACCAUGGUGUAGUAACCAAAACAUCACGUCCACCAGCCCGGAGUAGUCGUUCCUCCAUUGACCAGCUUCCUUCUUCCACAUCUAUGACUUCUUUGAACAUUCCUGCCACCAGGAGCUCAGCAGGCUUCUGGAACCAGUACCAAGCCUUCCUUAACACCAGUAAUGAACCAAAUGAUGACCCAAUUGCUGGACCCCAAGGAGAGAAUGAGUCGGCACAGUCAGCAAAAUCCCCUGUUCGAUCUCAGAUGGAUCCAAGAGUUUCAGAAGAAGUUGGGGAAGAGUCUAGUGAAGGGUCAUAACUCAAGUCAGUGUGACUGGCUAGAUGAUGUUUUGGUGUUUUCAAUCAAUGUUUACCUUUUGGUGAAAAUGUAUGGAUUUUUGCGUAGUACUGCUUCCUUAACACAUUUCAAUUAGCCUGUCAGUUUGAUAGUCAGAGUAAUAUGUUUGUAUGUGAAAGUUGUGAGUCAAUCAGCUUGGUCUUGUGUUAAAAAAGCUAUUGUACAAAUAAAGAUAAAAAUAUUCCAGAAGUAACAACGUGAGUCCAGUUAUUGCUGGAUUUGUUAAAAAAAGUGACACUACAUUUUUCUGGCUGAAGUUCUUACUAGUUUGAAGCAGAUUCUAACAAAAAAACUACGUUUGGAUAUGAAGAAAGAGUAUUCCUAUUGUAUUAGUGUUUCAUACCAGACCUUGGUUAAAUAAUUCAAAGUAUUUGUUUGAACUUAGCACCAGGCCCAGAUAGGUAAGGUUUAUCACAUUUGAACAAUUCUGAUGCUUAUUAGUGAGUCACCAGAAAGUAUACUAGAAGAAUAUUUUUAAAUAAUUUUAUGCCGUUAUGUAAACAUUUCGGUACUCAUCGUGUUGUGCCAUGUACCAAAUCUGAUCCGAAUGGCCCCAAAGGAGGCUUAAGCUAACCAAAAGAAUAUUUCUUCGCAAUAGAGGGAACUGAUAUGAAUGAGGAAAUUAGGCCAGCAAAAAAUAAAUAUUGCUUUGCAAGAGCAAACAAGGCCAACAAUAUGAAUGCUUUUCCUUGGGGAAUAUUAGGUCCUUUGUCCCACAUCCUGUGAUUCAGAUAAACUACUUGCUCAUGUCAUUGUGGGUUACUUUUCACUAUUUUGUCCUGUCAAACCAGAAGCACAGCUGCAGUGUUUGUGAACCAAGUGAGGACAUAGUCUUUUGUGUGACCCUUUACCUUCAGCUUUGUCACUAUUAUGAUUGUUGUUUGGUCCAAAUGUAUUAUCUGUAACACUUUUUCAGUUACUAAAGUUACUAAAACUUUAAGUUACUAUAUAUAUAUCAGAAGUCUAUGUCUGUUUGUUGUAAGCUGUACAUUCAGU
Messenger RNA from Xiphias gladius (swordfish), 5628 nucleotides. RefSeq names its product spalt-like transcription factor 2 (gene sall2). Gene Ontology annotation, cellular component: nucleus. The record is from RefSeq and is a predicted model, not a curated record. Gene Ontology annotation, biological process: regulation of transcription by RNA polymerase II. NCBI's taxonomy places the organism in Eukaryota, Metazoa, Chordata, Actinopteri, Istiophoriformes, Xiphiidae. The coding region runs from base 319 to 4593 and encodes 1424 amino acids. Gene Ontology annotation, molecular function: DNA-binding transcription factor activity, RNA polymerase II-specific; RNA polymerase II cis-regulatory region sequence-specific DNA binding. The transcript is spliced from 4 exons.